Molecule: messenger RNA, 1199 nt
Organism: Heterocephalus glaber (naked mole-rat)
Lineage: Eukaryota; Metazoa; Chordata; Mammalia; Rodentia; Bathyergidae
Source: RefSeq, a predicted model, not a curated record
AGAGAAUGAUUUUCUGAGUCAUUAAAUUACUUUUGUUUUCUUCAUAAUUAUAGUGGAAAAAUGCACAUUUGAAAGCAGUUGCUCAGCCCUGCAGUUUGAUGUCUUUAUCAUUCCCUCCAACAGCAGAGGCAGGAAUCCAGCAAGCAUCACUGAGCAGAACCAUGAGCAGCAACCUCUCCCAACCGGCUCUGCUGCUUUGCUAUGAGAAUGUGGCUGGGUCCUGUAUUAAGACUCCCUACUCUGCUGGCUCCCAGGUGGGGCCAUGUGUAGGAUUUGGCUCUGGGACCGGGCUGGCUGUCUUUGGAAACCCACUGGUGAUAAUCUCAGUCCUCCAUUUCAGGCAGCUGCACUCUCCAGCCAAUUUCCUGGUCACCUCUCUGGCCUGCACUGACUUCUUGGUGGGAGUCACUGUGAUGCCCUUCAGCAUGGUCAGGUCCGUGGAGAGCUGCUGGUACUUUGGAGCUACAUUUUGUACCCUUCACAGCUGCUGUGAUGCAGCAUUUUGCUACUCUUCUCUCUUCCACCUGUGCUUCAUCUCCGUGGACAGGUACACGGUGGCUCCUGGCCCCCUGGCCUACCCCAUCAAGUUCACGGUGUCUCUGUCAGGCAUUUGCAUCGGUGUCUCCUGGAUUCUGCCCAUGAUGUACUUUGGUGCCAUGCUCUACACAGGUGUCAAUGACAAUGGGAUGGAAAGUUUAGUGAGUGCUCUCAACUGUGUAGGUGGCUGUCAAAUAGUUGUUAAUCGAGAUUGGGUUUUGAUAGAUUUUCUGUUAUUCUUCAUACUUACCCUUAUUAUGGUAAUUCUUCAUAGUAAAACUUUUUUGGUAGCCAAACAGCAAGCUGUCAAAAUUGAAAGUACUCUGGGUACUUCUUCAGAAUUAUCCUCAGAGAGUUACAAAGCCCGAGUAGCCAAGAGGGAGAGAAAAGCAGCCAAAACCCUGGGAGUCACAGCGGUAGCAUUUAUUAUUUGCUGGUUACCAUAUACAGUGGACGCAUUAAUUGAUGCUUUUAUGGGGUUUAUCACUCCUACUUAUAUUUAUGAGAUUUGUUGUUGGGGUGCAUAUUAUAACUCAGCCAUAAAUCCUGUAAUUUAUGCUUUAUUUUAUCCUUUGUUUAGGAAAGCCAUAAAUCUUAUUUUAAGUGGAAAAGUUUUAAAGGACAGUUCAUCAACUAUGAGUUUAUUUUUGCAAGAAGUGUGA